This is a messenger RNA of Exophiala aquamarina CBS 119918, 441 nucleotides long. RefSeq lists its product as uncharacterized. Lineage: Eukaryota; Fungi; Ascomycota; Eurotiomycetes; Chaetothyriales; Herpotrichiellaceae. The record is from RefSeq and is a predicted model, not a curated record. The transcript has a single exon. The annotation marks the transcript as partial.
UCCCCCACCUCAAAUCUUCAAGCAAAAGCUGAAAAAAUGGAAAAGCUGACGCCUCUGAUAUCCAACGUGUCCAUUGUGGAACCGUGGGAACACAAGCCGCGCAAAAGAACAGCUACAACACCUUAUCCCUCGAAUACCUGUCGAGUGUUCAACAGAAGGAAACAGUGCUGGAGAGUCUUUAUUAGCAGACUUUAGCAGGUCGCCAUCACCUCAGCCCUCUGUGCUGUAUUAGCUAGUCUUUAUGUAUACUACUCACGAAAGGAGAUUCUUAAGUCCACCGACGUACAAGCCUUCAAUGUGCUAAACAUAGGUCUAUCGCUACUACUCGGUGCACAACACAGCUCUGCAUUCAAGGGUUUCGGCCAAAACAUUCAGUGGCAGCUCCUCUCGUCGCGAUACUUUGAUCUAAAGCAGUUUGAUAUGGUCAUGAGGUGUGAAAGC